AUGGCAACUCAUGAGCAAUGAUGCAUUGGAAACAAAAGGCGUGGUAGUGUUGGAGGGGAGACAGAAAUCCUGAAGCUGAAAAGGAAACUGCAUUCCACCAGCAAAGAUCAAAACGGCAGCUCCUUUGACUGAGAAGGAAAAAACAGCUUCUUCCAUGGAAUCUGCUACAAACCCUUCUGAACUAUAUUACGACUCUUAUUAUGAUGAAUCUAAUGCUACUGUGGACUAUGCCUUACAUGAAAUGCUUUGCCUCAAAGAAGAAGUGAGAACAUUCAACAAGUCUUUUCUACCAGCCUUUUAUUCCAUUGCUUUUCUUAUUGGACUUCCUGGGAAUUCGCUUGUGAUUGCAAUCUAUGCCUACAUCAAGAAGCUAAAGACCAGGACUGACGUAUACAUCAUGCAUUUGGCAAUUGCUGAUUUAUUACUGCUUUUUACUCUUCCAUUUUGGGCUACGAAUGCUGUACAUGGAUGGGUGUUUAGUAACCCAUUAUGCAAAAUCACCACUGCCAUCUACACCAUGACCUUCAGUGUCAGCAUGCAGUUUCUGGCCUGGAUCAGUGUGGAUAGGUACAAUGCCAUUGUCAAAUCCCCAAGUCAACAAAGAACCACAAAACUAUGCAGUAAAAUCUGUUUCUUUGUCUGGAUGGCGGGUACAUUUCUUUGCCUUCCUGAUCUCAUUUUCAACCAAGUCAAGGAGUUUCAUGGCAAGAUUGCAUGUGUUUCUACAUUUCCAGAGAGUCUGAGCAAAAUAAUUAAAGUAACAAUUGAAGUUGGAGAAAUGGCCUUAUGUUUUGUGUUGCCUUUCUUCAUCAUGCUGACCUGCUAUUCAGCUGUGGCCAGGGCUCUCUUCAAGAGUCCCAGUGUUAAAAAGACCCAGCCUCUGAAAGUUCUUGCAGCAGUUGUUUCUGUCUUUAUUGUCACCCAGCUGCCCUACAAUGUGAUCAAACUUUGGAGAGCCAUAGACAUUAUCUAUCCCCUGAUCACAAACUGCAAAGCAAGCAAAGCCAUGGAUGUUGCAUUCGAAGUAACAAACAGCAUUGCUUUGUUUCAUAGUUGCCUGAACCCGCUCUUGUAUUUUUUUAUGGGAGCAUCCCUCAAAAUGCAUAUGGUGAAACUGGCAAAACGUUAUGGCUAUUGGAGAAGACAACAGAACAUACCACCUGAAGAGAUUCCCAUGGACUAUGAAGAGUCAGCAGAACAAACAAGCAGUCUUAUUAUUUAGGAAAUGGCCAGCCUGUUGCUGGACAUCUCAAUAUCUUUGACCACUAGCCAUGUUGAUCAGGACUGAUGGGAUCUGAAGUUUUGCAACAUCUGAAAUUUACCAACAACAGGGUCUUCAACCAUUUUGGAAAACGCAGAGAUAGAUUACUGUUAAACUCAGUCUGUUUUGGCUACUCAUUGCAUAAUUAUUUGGGAAUAAUUCCUCUGUUGUUGUUAACCGCCAUUAAUUUAUGGUGACCCUGUGAAUGGCAGUCUUCCA
This is a messenger RNA of Anolis carolinensis (green anole), 1480 nucleotides long. RefSeq names its product atypical chemokine receptor 4 (gene ackr4). Gene Ontology annotation, cellular component: external side of plasma membrane; membrane. Gene Ontology annotation, molecular function: C-C chemokine receptor activity; C-C chemokine binding; scavenger receptor activity. Bases 155 to 1222 code for a protein of 355 amino acids. The transcript is spliced from 2 exons. Lineage: Eukaryota; Metazoa; Chordata; Lepidosauria; Squamata; Anolidae. The record is from RefSeq and is a predicted model, not a curated record. Gene Ontology annotation, biological process: calcium-mediated signaling; positive regulation of cytosolic calcium ion concentration; cell chemotaxis.